AUGGCCCGCCUCAUUGAUAUGAAACAGUUGAGAGGGAUCUGGAUAAGGAAGACAACUGAGUAUAGUGAUAAUGAAGAUGGAAAACACCUGACUUUGGACGAAAUCGUGGAGUUGGAUGUGUUCAAUCAUAUUCAAGUAUUGAGUAUUCGUGAUUUCAAAGUAACAGUGCCUCUUGAAACAUUUCUUCAUAUACCAGAUCUGACAGUGACCAUUUCAACAAUCACUAUUGAAGAUGUUCUGUUGAUAAAGGAGAACAUGAUGACUUCUCCAACUGCCAAAUCUCGUAGGGUUUAUUAUGAUUCUAUAAAAGACGCGGAUACAUUACACAACACCCUUGGACAUGCGAAUCCUGACUUUAAUGAAGAAUCCUGGUACUUCAAACUUCCGGGAUUAGAUCAAAUCCUCCAAAUCAGCUGGAAAUGGCAUGACACUUGUUUUUCAUUUACAUGGAACAAAACUUCAUGCAUUUAUAAUAAUGCGGUUGUUUAUUGA
Molecule: messenger RNA, 492 nt
Organism: Caenorhabditis remanei
Lineage: Eukaryota; Metazoa; Nematoda; Chromadorea; Rhabditida; Rhabditidae
Exons: 2
Coding region: 1-492 (163 amino acids)
Source: RefSeq, a predicted model, not a curated record